AUGAGGUCGUUUAGCAAAUACUUCUCUGAUGCAUUCGCUUCUGCACCUGAUAUUGAACCGCAUAAAUUUCUUCAAAUUCAUGGUACGGAUGUAAAAUGUUGUUCAAGUAAUAUAACAGUAGAACUGAAGCUAAGUGCUCAUCUACCAUUCGAUAUACUACCGGCUCUUCUCUUCUCAAUUCGUUCCUUAUACUCAUCAUGCAACGAUUCGCGUUAUUUGUUGUAUUUAGUAAUUGAUGCACGAGAAGGCACACUCGACGCGUUCCAUGCGUGCACACGAGCGUUGCAUAACUUUGCGUCUCGUCUUGAUGGCACAAUCGAGCGCAUUUUAUGGGUUGGUGUUCCGUACACAAUCAAUUUGGACGCCAUUAUCGCUAAUGAUCUCACUGUUUCUCGAAUCCAAAACACUUUCUGCGAUUUGCGCAACCUUCCUGAACAUGUAGAUCUUACAUUUUUGUCGACCAGUUUGGGUGGAUUGGUUGAGCCCGAAGUAUCUGAGCAAUUCUUCCGUAUGCGUUCGUGCUUGGAAGAUUUACUGCGGAGAACGCAUCGUAUGGCAAAAUUGUACAUGAACUUACACGAAGAUUUAAAAAAAUUCGACGUGCCCAAGAAUAUCACCGAAUUGACUAUUGAUGCGGUUACAGAUCGCAUGGAGGAAGGAGCUGUGAAGAGGGCAACAACCGCAUUCGACGAGCUGAGUGCGGUGAUGAGAAAAUGCGAAUCAACAAUCAAUCGACGACUUGGAUCUUUCCAAUCGACCAUUGAAAUGAUCAGUUUUAUUGAAGAUCUUUCGAAGGAGUUAUCAGGAUUAGAAUCAAGACUCGCUGGAGUGGAGAAGUUGAAAAAUUUGAGAACCUUCAACAUAAAUCGACUUUCAGCUCAGGUUAAGAAGGCAGAAGAAUUGUCAACGUGUGAGAACAGUAAAAUGAACUUGAUUAUGGAUCGUUUAUCAGAGAUGAAUCGUUUGCUUGAAGAAUGUUGUUGGUUGAAUGAAACAGAUCGUCGAGUUGUUGAAAGAAUUGCUUCGGAUGUUCGUGAUAAGAUUAGUUCUGCUCGAAGUAGGGUUCUCCUUACUGUUGAUGUGCUCAAAAAGGCACUUGAAGCCAGGAACCUUAUUGAUCAGUUGUACGAUUGGGCAUUAUUGCAUGCCAAAAAACAGUGCGAUGAAUCAGCAAAACAAAUUCUUAUUGAACAGUUCCCAUCAGAUGCGGUAUCUCAUCUACGUCAAUACAUUGAUCUAUGCUCUGAUCCACCGAUUCGUCAAGAGAUUGAAACAUUGGUUCACGAUUGUGAGAAUGCUAUGUGUGAUUUAACAAGUUCCGAACCAAAAACAGACAUGAGUGAGUGUGAAGGAACUAAACGCUGUGCUGAUGAAUUGCAAAUAAGCGAGAGCAAAGAUUCACAAGUAAGCUUGAUAGCUGCAACAUCAGAGGUAACGUUGGUCGCCGAAACAACAGAUGCACCAGAAAAUACGCCAACAUUCGACCUAGAUAACGUUUCUGAAAAGUCGACAUUGGAAAACAUACCGCAGCAAUGUGAUAAUUGCGUAUCGAAUUACAACAAUGUAGUGCAAUCGAAUGAACAAAUCUCGCAAAAAUCUGACAAUGUGAAACGAGCGGAAGUUGCUGAAUCAGAGCCCGUCAAUGAAAUGGCCAAUUCCGAUUCUUGUCUAGGAGCAGAAAUGGAUUCAUCUGUACCGGGCUCAUCACUCGCCAAAAGUCGUUCCGAUUUGUCCGACUCAAUCUCGGAUACACCAAUGGAAAUUUUCUCGGAUGUUGAAGAAUCUUUGAUGGCUAGUUGUUCUCGAAUGCUUAGUAUGAAUAUGACUCCUCCGUCAAGACAUCAUUCCGUAAGUCCUGCACCUACUCAAUAUGAGAUUCCUAUCUCGAAGGCAUCUGUCUCAUCAAUGGAACCACUUAAGAUUGAAAAAGAUGAGGAUGAAGUGAUUCGUUGGCGUCGUAAUUCUUGGUGUUCAACAAUUGCUGCUGAUGACAGCCCUCAGUUUGAAGAACAUGCGAUUGGUGCUGCUCCCGUAACGUUGAAUCUCACCGAUAAAGUAUUUAUAUUCUCGUUCUCUUUGGUUAUCACGACGAUGUCAUCAAGUACAUUGAGUAAGCGGCUUGAUCAACGGCGUUCUGUGAGCAGUGUGCCGUUACGUCUUCCAAAUCCGUUCCUCAUCAAUGGAUCUGCAAGACCAGGUUCAGCGCGCUUCGUUACCGCUAAAUCUAGGCCCGUCUUAUCCAGAAAUUCAACUAUUGAUCUGUUUGAUCAGGAAUCGCUCUCUAACGCCUUCCAAUUUCUCGAUGAUGAUUAUUCGGUGUCUGGAGAACCCGUCAGUAAUGCGCCAUCUGCUGGUGAAUUUUAUAACCGUUUGAGAAAUGAGUUCCAUUCUGAGGUCUCGUUAUCAACACUCGAUUUCUCGAUGCGUUCUGAACAGAUCGAAGUGAUCCGGGAUUGGCUCAAUCCUGCAAAGACGAGUGAUCCAAACAAUCGUAUCGAAUGCACCGUUGUUAGAGAUCUGCUUGACACCGAAAUUGAUUACGUCAGUACUCUUAGGCUGAUCGUUCAGGAUUUUGUACCUGAGCUUGCUCGUGUUGAUAUUCCGUCUGCAUUAAGAGGCAAGAAAUUUCGUUUGUUUGGCAACAUUGAACGUUUAUUCCAAUUCCAUGCACACUCUUUCUUACCACAUCUUAUUUCCCGGCUUAGGUUUCGUACAGCUGAAGAAUCGCUUUCAUUGACUAUUGGACGAUUGUUCAUCGAUCACGCAACUCAUUUUAACUUAUAUUCAUUGUACGCUAAAAAUAAGCCGAAAUCUGAUGAACUGAUGCGUGAGUGUGGCAGUGACUUUUUUCAUUCGAUACAGAACGUAUCGGAUUUAUCACCGUUGCUCGUACGACCAAUCGAACGAAUUGGCAAGUAUACUCUUGCUCUUCAACAACUUCUUAAUGCUGCACCACCCAAUAAAUUGGAAGUUUUACAAAUUCUUGAAAAGGCCGUAAAUGUGGUGAGUCGUCAAAUUCGUCAUGGAAGCGAUUUAUUGGCAAUGGAGCAUAUCACUGGGUGCGAUCUGAAUCUUCGUGAACAGGGUGCACUGAUUCGCAAUGACACGAUGCUGGUCACCGAAAAGAAAGGACUUCAUUCCAGGAAACGACUACGCAGUGUUUUUUUGUUCGAAAAUUGUGUAGUUUUAACAAAACCUAAAUUAUGCAAGUCAUCAAAACGAAGCGGAAUAUACAAUGAGCUCAGAUACAAAGGAAGUAUCCAGAUGACUGAUUGUGGUCUCACUGAAAUGGUCAAAGAUUCGAAAGUCAAGUUUGAAUUGUGGUUUCGAAAGCAAACCAAUUCAUUCACAUAUAUUUUGGAGGCUCAAUCGCCGAGUGUACGUGAUGCAUGGGUAUCUGAUAUUCGUGGUAUUCUUUGGAAGCAAGCAAUACGAAGUCGAGAGGAAAGUCUGAGAGAGAAGGCAAACAUGGGAAUGGAAGCAUGCGUAAACUAUAUUCAUCUCGGCAUCAAUUCUCCAAUGGGAUUAGGGAUGUUACGUGAAAAGUCAACAUUAGAUGUCGCAAGACGUCCGCGUUCUUUGAUCUCUCUUACUGCAUCGUCUUGCUCGAGCUCAAACAACACUCGUAUUCCUAACAUCAGUUCAGCCGGAUGUGAGAUGAGUGACUUGUGUCGCGUUGAGGAGAGUGAUGAGACUGACGCAUUGGUUGAUGAUACGAUCAAUCGACAGAAUGCAACUUGUUCAUUGCCACGAUUUCGGGCACCUCCACCACCCGACACUAACUGUUCAGCACCUCUUUGA
Anisakis simplex (herring worm) is the source of this 3801-nucleotide messenger RNA. The record is from the annotation of a GenBank genome assembly. NCBI's taxonomy places the organism in Eukaryota, Metazoa, Nematoda, Chromadorea, Rhabditida, Anisakidae.